UAUCAGUGCAGGAAUAUCGCUUUGGUGCCUUGAUGAACUUCAGUUUGGUGAGCGGCGCCUUUCGGAAUCCCGAAAUUUUCCACGCUGUGCGCCCUCUGGCAGAAUCAGUCGCAAGCUCGUCUUUUCGUGUUUUGGUUUUUGUGAUGUGACGAAAUUGCAAGUUUUCUGCACUUUUUCACACAUUCCAAUGCCUGACAUCAAGAUAACACCGCUGGGCGCAGGCCAGGAUGUCGGCCGCAGCUGCAUUUUGCUCUCCAUGGGCGGCAAGAACAUCAUGCUGGACUGCGGAAUGCACAUGGGUUACAAUGAUGAGCGGAGGUUCCCGGACUUCUCCUAUAUCGUGCCCGAGGGCCCCAUAACGAGUCACAUCGAUUGCGUGAUCGUGUCGCACUUCCACCUGGAUCACUGCGGCGCCCUGCCGUACAUGUCUGAGAUCGUGGGCUACACGGGGCCCAUCUACAUGACACACCCCACCAAGGCGAUCGCGCCCAUUCUGCUGGAGGACAUGCGCAAGGUGGCCGUGGAGCGGAAGGGCGAGAGCAACUUCUUCACCACGCAGAUGAUCAAGGAUUGCAUGAAGAAAGUCAUCGCCGUGACGCUGCACCAGAGCGUAAUGGUGGAUUCGGAGCUGGAAAUCAAGGCGUACUACGCCGGACACGUGCUGGGCGCUGCGAUGUUCUGGAUCCGCGUGGGCAGCCAGAGCGUCGUGUACACGGGCGACUACAAUAUGACGCCGGACAGGCACUUGGGCGCGGCGUGGAUCGAUAAGUGUCGGCCGGACUUGCUCAUCUCGGAGAGCACGUACGCCACCACUAUUCGCGACUCGAAACGUUGCCGCGAGCGCGACUUCCUCAAGAAGGUGCACGAGUGCGUGGCCAGAGGCGGGAAGGUUCUGAUCCCUGUGUUCGCGCUGGGUAGAGCUCAGGAGCUGUGCAUCUUGCUGGAAACGUACUGGGAGCGGAUGAACCUCAAGUACCCGAUCUACUUUGCCGUGGGACUCACGGAGAAGGCCAACAACUACUACAAGAUGUUCAUCACGUGGACGAAUCAGAAGAUCCGCAAGACCUUUGUGCACCGCAAUAUGUUCGACUUCAAGCACAUUAAGCCCUUCGACAAAGGCUACAUUGACAAUCCCGGUGCGAUGGUGGUGUUCGCGACGCCCGGUAUGCUGCACGCCGGUCUGUCGCUGCAGAUCUUCAAGAAGUGGGCGCCACACGAGAACAACAUGGUCAUCAUGCCAGGUUACUGCGUGCAGGGCACUGUCGGCCACAAGAUCCUCGGUGGCGCCAAGAAGGUGGAGUUUGAGAAUCGCCAAGUCGUGGAGGUGAAGAUGUCCGUGGAGUAUAUGAGCUUUUCAGCGCACGCCGACGCCAAGGGCAUUAUGCAGCUUAUCCAGUACUGUGAGCCGAAGAAUGUGAUGCUGGUGCACGGGGAGGCACUCAAGAUGGAGUUCCUGAAGGAGAAGAUCAAGGAGGAAUUUGCCAUUGAGUGCUACACGCCCGCCAAUGGCGAGACCUGCGUCAUCAACACGCCUGUGAAAAUUCCCGUCGACGCCUCGCUUAGCCUGCUGAAGGCCGAGGCGCGCAAAUACAACGCCCAGCCGCCGGAUCCCAAGCGGAGACGCAUCAUUCACGGCGUGCUCGUGAUGAAGGACAACAAGAUCUCCCUCAUGAACGUGGAGGAGGUGUGCAAGGAGGCCGGCAUCAACAGGCACGUGAUGAAGUUCACGUCGACUGUGAAGCUGGAGGAUUCGGAUCCUGCCAUGCGAACCACUGAGAAGCUCUUCAAUCUGCUGCAGGAGAAACUGACGGAUUGGAAUGUGAUUCUGCACGAGAGUGGCACGAUUUCGGUUGAGAGCGUCGAUGUGUCCAUUGAGGACCUCAACGAGCAGCACAAGAAGGUCUUCGUCUCUUGGACCAACCAAGAUGAGGACUUGGGAAGCUACGUUCUGGGAUUGCUGCAAAACAUGGGGUAAUCUUGAGAUUUUACAGGGAUAUUUUACAGCGCGAAUGGGCGAGUUUUGAUCCAAAAUAAAGAGUGAAAAUGUUAA
Messenger RNA from Phlebotomus argentipes, 2050 nucleotides. It is a transcript of the gene IntS11, whose product is annotated as integrator complex subunit 11. The transcript is spliced from 2 exons. The record is from RefSeq and is a predicted model, not a curated record. Gene Ontology annotation, biological process: snRNA processing. Lineage: Eukaryota; Metazoa; Arthropoda; Insecta; Diptera; Psychodidae. Gene Ontology annotation, cellular component: nucleus. The coding region runs from base 188 to 1975 and encodes 595 amino acids.